This is a messenger RNA of Xiphophorus hellerii (green swordtail), 1499 nucleotides long. Its product is annotated as interferon-induced protein with tetratricopeptide repeats 2-like. Gene Ontology annotation, biological process: defense response to virus. Gene Ontology annotation, cellular component: cytosol. The record is from RefSeq and is a predicted model, not a curated record. The transcript is spliced from 2 exons. Lineage: Eukaryota; Metazoa; Chordata; Actinopteri; Cyprinodontiformes; Poeciliidae. Bases 28 to 1356 code for a protein of 442 amino acids. Gene Ontology annotation, molecular function: protein binding.
CUCAAAGUGAUUUGAAACAGCUGGAUCAUGAGCAGCUCUACAGAGACUUCAGAGUCCAGGCUGAACGCGCUGCAGAGCCACUUCACCUGGGAGCUCCAACCCUCCAGGUCCAAACAGACCUACCUCCGGGACGCACUGGGAGACAUCAGCACUGAGGAGGGGAACUUCUGGCUGGGUCACGUCUACAACCUGCUGGGCUUCAUCCAGUACCAGCUGGGCUCCUCUGAAGACGCCCUGAACCUCUUCAACCGGGCCGCUGAGACCUUCCAGAGGCAGAAAAACGCUGAUGAAGGUCCCUGGUUGAUGGUGAACUUUGGGAAUCUGGCCUGGCUGCACCAUCACCUGGGAGAAGAUGAGAAGAGUGAAGACUACCUGUCAAAGGUCGACGGUCUGAUGAGGAAAUACCCAGCUCCACCUGAGUUAGAGCGCCACCCAGAGGUCUUAGCUGAGAAGGCCUGGACCCUGAUGAAGUUUGAUAAAGAGAAGAAGCUGGAGGCUGCAGAGCUCUUCCAGAGAGCCAUCGAGAUGCAGCCGGACACCGUGGAGUGGCAGAGCAGCUACGCCAUACUAUCAACAGAGUUCCUCACAGACAACUUACAGAAGCUGAACGCUGACCGGCUGGAGAUGCUGAGAUCUGCCAACGAACAGGACCCAGAUGACUUAUGCAUUGCUGCUCUUUAUCUGGAGGCCAGAGCUGCAAACGGAGAAAUCGUCCAUGGUGAAGCUCGAGUUUUGGCUGGAAAGCUGAAAGAGAAACCUGUCAACAGCUACAGCGGAAUCAGCCCAUUGCUGCGUCUGAACAAAAGGUUUAAACUGGAAGACGACGCUGAAGAAUCUCCAGAUGAAGCUCUGAAUCAAACCCAACAGCAAAGAUCUGAUGCAGAGAGUCUCACAAAGAAGAUCCUUUCUAAGGACUACAGAACUGACAGCAACGAGAUCAACGGAGCAAUCAGACUCUGGGAGGAAGUGAUUCAUAAUGAUCCUCAACCCAAACUUGAAGAUAAAAUCACUUUGGCGUCCAUACAUGCAAAGCUAGACGCAAAGAAAGCUGAGCAGAUUUACAAAGAGCUGCUGGAACAAAGACAAGAUCUGGAUCUAGCAAGAAAACAGAUGCUUUACAACGUCUACGCCAAACAUUUAUUCUUUAUGAAAAAUAACAGCUGCGAGUCAACUGAGUACCACAUGAGGGCAGCAGAGAUCCAAGAAGAGUCAAAAUAUCGACAUUCCAGCAUCACAGAACUGGAGAAGACCUUAACAAGAGAAACUUCCAGAAGAAACGGAGACGCUGAUCUGUGCAAACGCAUCAAAGAGCUUCUGGCCAGACUGGGAAUUCAACCUGCAACCCAGAACCACUGAAUGUGAUCAGAACACAUUCUUAAACUAUUUCACAUUAGCAUCAAAUAUAAGCGGAAUAAUUUAGAUAAGUAAGUUGUUUUCAUAUCUAUGAAUGGGUCUUCUUCUGUAACUUGAUUUUUUGCUAAAUAAAAGUUGGAGUUUAA